AUUCCGGAUAAACACGAACCUUAUACCUACUUACCUAUUGUGUCCUCAUAUUAUUGUCUUAUAGACGAAAGUAACCAAGUCUUUCACGCCGGUAUAACGUUCAAUUGCAUACAAUUAAUCAAAAUGUAAAACUUUUAACUUUGCGGAAGAAAUAAUCGGUCAUAUUUCGUUAUACAUGUGCUCUUAGUAAAGCAAACAUUCAUUUUAUUCAAGUGUUUUAGUCACUCAUUAUCAGUCUCAGAAAAAUGGUGGAAUCAGAUCAUAGUGACAGUGAGAGUAACCAAGUUAUUGCGGAAUCUAAUGAAUCAAAAGAUAAUGGCUCUACAAAGCGUCCUCGAGAAGAAUCAUCCGAUGUUGAGACAGAUGCACCAGUCAAAAAAGCUCGCACUGAUGAGUUAAUCAGUGAUGAAAAUACUACUUGCGAUGAUGACUGCAAGAAAGUUGAUGACAAAACCAGUGAAAAAGAGAAAGAGAAGAAUGGUGAAAAUGACAACACAGAUUUACAGAAUACAUCCAAGGAUGCAGAUACAACUGCUACAGAUAGCGAGAAAAUGGAACUUGAUUUGAAAGAUAAUUCAGACAUUGAAAAAAAAGAAAUCGAUGAGAACAAAGAAAAGAAAGAAGACGAUACUGUUGAAAAAGUUGAAGAAAAUGGCGUAGCAAAUGGAAAAAAAGAAGAAAAGGAUGUAGAAGGCUCAGAAACAGAUUCAAAGAAAUCCUCUGAUCAAAAUUUGGAUGAAAUAAAAGAGAAAUCUAAGAAAAAGAAAAAGGAAGAUUCAGAAAUCAUAAAUGGUGUAGAACUUGUAGUUGAAUGUGCUAGUGACAAAGAGUCUAGCGAACAGAGUGAAGAAGAAAAAUCUGAAAAGCCUAGAGCUAAAACAAUGAUUGUUAGAGAGAAACCAAAUGAUUCUGAAGUAGAUGCUAGUUCUUCUGAUACAGAAAAAUCAAAUGCGCCUAACUCAGCUGAAGCAAAAUCACCAGCUGCUAAGGCCAGUAGCAGUCCAAAGACUACUGAAAAAAAAUCUGUUAAGAAAGGCAAAUCAAAAGCUCCAUCAAAACUUUUGUCUGCUUCAGAGAAUAGUGCAUCAGGUUCUGAUGAAGAGUAUAGUCCAGCCAAGGUCAAGGCCAAGAAAUCUAGUCCUAAGAAAAAUGUGGAAAAAUCUACAGAAGCCAAAAGAGGAAGAGGACGUCCUAGGGGUAGGCCACCAAAAACUCCUAAAAAUACAGGAAAACGAUUAGAAGAAGAAAAAAACAAAGACCAAAAAGAAUCCACAAAGGAAAAAUCUGAUGAAAAUGUUGAAAAGGAAACAGAUGAAAAACCGGAAGAAUCAAAUGACAAAAUUGAAUCUAAAAAUGAGGAUUCAGCAAGUGCAUUAUCUAGUAAUGAGAAAAGUGACAAUGAAAGUAAUAAUGAUAGUGGUGAUACGAAAAAAAAGUCAGGUAACACGGAAAAAAUACAGAGAUUGAAAAAAUACAUAAGAGCUGCUGGAAUCCGAGUUAGGUGUUACCAAACCUUGCUAAAAGAUUGCAAAACUGAUGCAGCCAAAGUAAAAUUCCUUCGUAAUUUUCUGGAGGAAAAUGGAAUAGUUGGAAGACCAACAUUAGAAAAAUGUGAAAAACUCAAGAAGAAAAAUGAAACUAAGAAAGAAAUUCAAGAACUGGAUACUAGUAAUAUCAUUGCAGAAAGUCGUGUUACUCGCGGUACUCGAAGCGCUCGAAAAUUACAGGCUGAACCAGAAGUAGCUACAUCUCCGGUUCAGAAAUCGCGUAAAAGGAUCCAAUCAGUUGUUGAUAGCGAUUCCGAAUAAGAUUUUAUUACAAGUAAAAUUUAUAACAGUAAUUUUUCAAACAAAUACUAUUUUUUAAAAAUAUUCGAUACAUCGUACAAAAAUUCGACCUUCAAAUAUUUUAUUAACUAUGAUGCUGUUUAUAUAAAUGUUGCAUAUAUUGUUCCAUUUGCACUAAAGGUGAAUCAAGAAAUAUAAAUGUUCAUUUAUUGAUCACCUAUAUAUAAGGUAAAAAACUAAAAAGAAUUUGAUUAAAGCACUUGAUUUUACUGAAUUGUAAAACGUUGUCUUAAAAUAAGGAUUUUUCUCAUUAGGCGUACUUUAAAUGUACAUUACGUUGAUAUUGAUAACAUCAUGUUUGUGAAUACAUUACUGUUCUAUAGUACCUACAAAUGAUUAUAAAAAUGUUCCAAUCACUUUGUUAUAAGAAGAUGUAUGUACACUUGCAUGUAUAUGAAAAGAAAAUAUUUUUUUUAUUCACUUGACUGUUUAUUACAAAUAUAUAUAUAAAAUUUUUAAUACA
Molecule: messenger RNA, 2310 nt
Organism: Nasonia vitripennis (jewel wasp)
Lineage: Eukaryota; Metazoa; Arthropoda; Insecta; Hymenoptera; Pteromalidae
Product: myb-like protein X
Exons: 5
Coding region: 246-1808 (520 amino acids)
Cellular component (GO): nucleus
Source: RefSeq, a predicted model, not a curated record